AUGGCGUCUUCUCCCUCGCCGCCAUUGCUGCACUUCCACGUCUUCCCCAAUCUCCCAGUUGAGCUCCGUCUCAAAAUAUGGUCCAUAGCCUGCAACUCCUCCCCUCGCAUAGUCGAAGUAUGCACACCGGUACCUCUUUACGAUUGGGAAGAGCUUGGAAAAGAGGAUGAAGACGCUACAUCUCAACCUGAAUCUGAAUGCGAGUCCAAUUCUUCACAGUACUUGACACAAACAUCCGAGCCGGAAUUAUCAAAAUACUAUACACCAACGCCCCAUCCCCCUUUACUCAGCGCUACUCACGAAUCCCGCACCAUAGCCCAAACCUUCUACGGUCCACAAUUCGUUCUCCCAUCCACAACCGCACGCAUCUACUUCAACCCGUCAAUCGACAUCCUCUUCUUCCCAGCUUGGUGCUGGGAAUCCGGCAUCUCCAACUUCGAAGCCGACUUCCCCGUCACCACCCGAAGCAGCAUCCGCAAACUAGCGGUCGAGAAUCUCAUCUGGUAUGGCGGCGAGGGCGGGAGUAUCAACGGCCAGGUACAGAUUGAUGAGUGGAGAGGUCUAGAGGAGUUUUAUUUUAUAUUCAGAUUGCCGGAUUCGAUGGGGUGUGGGUGUGCGCAUGAUUUUGAGCGGGAGAAUGAGAAGGGAGUGCCGGAGUUUAGGGAGGUGGAUAGGAGGAUUGGAUUGGUGAGGGAUGGGGAGGAGAUUUUGAGGAGGACGGGGGAUUUUGGGGUUGUGGAGCAGCUUGAGGAGAUUAAGAAGGGGGAUGGGGAGUGGCAGAUGCCAGAGUUUAUUAUGAGAGAUUUGUGGAGGGAUGGGGUUCGUAUGUGA
This is a messenger RNA of Glarea lozoyensis ATCC 20868, 831 nucleotides long. RefSeq lists its product as uncharacterized. The transcript has a single exon. The coding region runs from base 1 to 831 and encodes 276 amino acids. The record is from RefSeq and is a predicted model, not a curated record. NCBI's taxonomy places the organism in Eukaryota, Fungi, Ascomycota, Leotiomycetes, Helotiales, Helotiaceae.